This is a messenger RNA of Serendipita indica DSM 11827, 483 nucleotides long. Lineage: Eukaryota; Fungi; Basidiomycota; Agaricomycetes; Sebacinales; Serendipitaceae. The record is from the annotation of a GenBank genome assembly.
AUGUCUCUUAUGCCCAUCGUCAACUCUGGUCAGUAUAAAAUCAGAAAUCUCAAGUUUGGUGCCAUCCGUGAGGACGAGGGUGCGCUGGGAGCGAUAGGUAACUCGAACUGUGCAGAGCUCGUCUGGAACGUUACUUUGAACCCGGACAACUCACACACCCUUCAGGCUGUGUCUGCAAAAGCCGCAGCUGUCAUUAGUUGUCCAGUCACUGAAGUCCCAAAUCGCUUCUAUAUCAGCGUCGAGGAAGAAUCCGCGCCGGGAAUUCAUUGGUUCCUCCAGCCAGUGCUGAUUGGUUCCGACCCUCGUAUUCUCUACGCUAUCUAUGAACCCGGCAGGCAUGGCCACUGGGAACUUCUAAGUGCAAACAAGAAGGAACCUGUUAAACUCAACGAGGAACCGACUGAUGAUGAAAACAAGCCAGUUCCCACCCAUUUUACUCCAGAGGCACUUUGGCUCUUCGAGUAUGUCGCAGGUGCUGAGUAA